AUGCCAGGUGAUGAAGAGAAUUUGAGUGAUACCUAUGACUGUGUGACUAGCGACCCUUUAGAAUACACCACCUUUGUGAUAAAGGAGGAGAACGUCUCUGAAGCUGACUGUGAAAAUAACGUAGCUAGCGAUCGUGCUCAGAAAACCAAAUCUUACGAGGGCAGGUGCAGCCAGAACUACCUGACCAACCCAACCAUCGAGAAGCCAUUCUCAUGUUCGGAUUGUGGGAAGCGAUUCCAGCAUCGAUCCAAGCUGAUCAGCCACCAGAGGGGUCACACGGGUGAAAAACCCUUCUCCUGCACGGUAUGCAGCAAGUCCUUUAACUGUAAGACGGACUGCCAGACACACGAGCGCAUUCACACGGGAGAGAGGCCGUACUCCUGCUUAGAGUGCGGAAAGAGCUUCAACGUCAAGUCCAAUCUGGUGACCCACCGGCGGAUCCACACUGGGGAGAAGCCUUAUGAGUGCGGCAAAUGCUUUAUCAGCAAGGCUGAGCUGAACAGCCAUGGGAGGAUUCACUCAGGCAACAAACCCUACUCCUGCCAGGAGUGCGGCAAGACCUUUAGCCGGAAGACGCAGUUCGUGACGCACCAGUGGAUCCACACGGGGGAGAAGCAGUACUCAUGCUCCGAUUGCGGCAAACACUUCAGCAGCAAAUCAAACCUGGUGGCGCACCACCGGAGCCACACCGGGGAGAAGCCUUAUGCCUGCUUGGAGUGCGGGAAACACUUCAGCAGCAGCUCGGAGUGUAGCCGGCACAAGAGGGUCCACACCGGGGAAAGGCCGUACGCCUGCUCGCAGUGUGAUAAGAGCUACAUCUGCAAGUCCAACCUCGUCAUCCACCUGAGGACUCAUACGGGGGAGAAGCCGUUUUCCUGCUCUCAAUGCGGCAGAUGCUUCGGUCUAAAAGCAAGUCUGGUGACGCAUCGGAGGAUCCAUUCUGGAGAGAGACCGUUUACUUGUACCGAGUGCGGGAAGAGCUUCAGCCACAGCUCCAGCUUGGUGACGCAUAGGAGGAUCCACAGUGGGGAAAGGCCGUACGUUUGCCCUGAGUGUGGUAAAGGCUUUGCCAGUCUCUCUGAACGCGUUGUGCAUGAGAGAACACACACCGGGGUGAAGCCCUAUUCCUGCCCAGAGUGCGGGAAGAGUUUUGUCAGCAUUUCAGAGUGUAACCGCCACCGGAAGAUCCAUGCCGACAAAAAGCCCUUCACUUGUUCCUAUUGUAGCAAGCCUUUCAUCCGCAAACCUGAUUUUGUCAAGCACCUUCGGAUUCACACAGGAGAGAAACCAUUUGGCUGCUCUGACUGCGGCAAGUUUUUCCGCAGUGUCCCGGAACUCACAAAGCACCAGCGGUAUCACACUGGAGAACAGACGUUUAUCUGCAGUAAAUGUGGGGGGCGGUUUUCCUCGAAGUCCAACCUGAACGUACACGCCAAACUGCACACUGGGGUGAAACCCUAUUGCUGCCCUGAAUGUGGCAAAGGUUUUACCAGCAAGUCUGCUCUUAACAAGCACUGGAAAUACCACACAGGGGACAAGCCCCCCGCUUGUCCGGAAUGCGGGAGAUCUUUUGACCGGCAGGCGAGUCUUACAAGACACAUGACGGUACACACAAGCCGAAAGCACUUUUGCUGCUCCAAAUGCGGGAAGUGCUUUCGGAGGAAGACGGCUCUAAUGAAACACCGACAGAUUCACUCUAAACUGCCGGAGGAGGACCCCAGGUCUUCCAGUGGUGAGAAAGACAGCUAUGACAUGUCACAUGAGACUCUCUGA
Molecule: messenger RNA, 1773 nt
Organism: Staurois parvus
Lineage: Eukaryota; Metazoa; Chordata; Amphibia; Anura; Ranidae
Source: the annotation of a GenBank genome assembly